UGGUGUGUGUGUGUGUGUGUGUGUGUAUGUGUGUAUCCCUCCGCUACAUUUUGUGUCUUUUCAGACUGUUUAGGUCUUUGAGAGCAGCGGGGCGCCUCAGUGUCAGCCGAUACUACAGCUCAGAGAUACAGACUCAGAGGGGUUUACUAGCUAAGCUACAUUAAUUCAGAGCGCAUACAGCUGGAGAAAAUCAACAGCCUGCAGCAGAAGCUCUCCUUCAGACAGUGUUUCUGUUAUAAGGAGGAAAAGACACGCUAGCUAAGCUAAGCUCGCUGAUUUAGCUCUGGAGUAGAGGCUGUAGCUGAAGGACUCAGUGCGGCUAGGCUAGGCUAGUUAGCUAGUAGGCUAACAUUAGCUGUCAUUCGUUAGCUAAGCUAGUUAGCCGUUAGCUCCUCUGUCAAUAAGUCAGGCAGGAUUUCAGCGUGUCGUGCUCUGCUGUUGUCGGCAGCGCGUAGGACAGAUUUCCCUCCAAACACUUAAAGCUAGAAAACUCCGCUUAAAGCUGUCGUUUAUGGGAUAACCAUGUCAAUGAAGCAGGCCGGUGGUAAUCGCAAACCCGGCGGGAUCAACAGCGGGGCUGCUGCGGCCUCCGGAGCUGCGGGCUUCGGACGGCAGAGUUUGGGAAGGGGACGCAACAGUGCCAAAGUACCCUCCGCUGCAGUAGCUUUCAGUGGAGUUUAUGCAAACAUGCAGAUGGUUCAUGUCUUGACUUCAGUAGUGGGAAACAAAUGUGAACUUAAAGUAAAAAAUGGUGUGAUCUACGAGGGAGUCUUCAAAACAUACGGUCCAGAGUGUGAUCUCGUCCUGGAUGCGGCCCACAGGAAGAGUCCCGAGCCCAGCGUGGGCCCUCGUCGUGAGGACAUAAUAGAGAGCAUUAUCUUCAAAUCCUCAGAUGUUGUGGUAGUGCAUUUUAAAGAUGUUGACCUCAACUAUGCCAAGAAAGUCUCAUCAGAACAAGAUAACUUCACAGACAAUGCAGUAAGCAGCCGUCUAAAUGGUGAACACAAGGAGAAGGAUCUCGAGCCUUGGGAUGGUGGAGAACAGCAUGCCUCAGGCAGCCUGGAGUCUCUUGAUAAUGACUUGUCAAAUGGCUGGGAUCCUGAUGACAUGUUCAAAUACAAUGAGGAAACAUAUGGUGUGAAGUCUACCUAUGACAGCAGCCUUUCCUCAUAUACGGUGCCACUGGAGCGAGACAAUUCGGAGGAGUUCCUAAAGCGAGAAGCUCGUGCAGCCCAGCUAGCUGAAGAGAUUGAGGGCAGUGCCUCCUAUAAAGCCCGCGUGGCCCUGGAGAACGAUGAACGUUCAGAGGAGGAGAAAUACACAGCUGUAGUGAGAGAUUCACACACCCUCAACAGGGAGAACAAAUACAUUCCUCCAGGACAAAGGAACAGAGAAGCAGGAAUGUCAUGGGGAGCAGGACGGCAGAACUCUCCCAGACUGGUGCAGUGUAGCCCUGGGCCACCUGCACCUAGAGCUGCACCUCACGACUAUGGCACAAUACCUGGUGUUGAUCAACGCGUUGUUAAUGGAGGUGCCCACCCUUGGCCCACUCGCUGUCCAUCUCCCUCCUCUCGCCCUCCCUCCCGAUACCAGUCAGGCCCCACUUCCCUCCCACCCCGGGCAGCCACUCCUACCCGGCCGCCCUCCAGACCCCCAUCCAGGCCUUCACGGCCCCCUUCUCACCCCUCUGCCCAUGGUUCUCCAGCACUCUCAACUGUGCCUAAACGCCUGUCCUCAGAAGGUCCUCCAAGGAUGUCUCCAAAGUCACAACGUACCCCCAGGACCCACAGGGUAGCCUCUUGCAGAGGUGGUGGACCUUCAGGAGCAGACUUCAUGUCUCAGGGUGCAUCUGGGGAGGUUACAGCUCCUCCUCCUGCCCGUAGCAGUCCCUCGGGGGGCACUUGGUCCUCGGUGGUCAGUGGAGCACACAGACCACGCUCACCUAGACAGAACAGUAUGGGAGGAGCACCUCCUGUCCCAUCUUCCUUGUCUUCCCCACAAGCUGGAACAGUGCCAGUUGACUCAAUGACCACACCUACUUCAGCAACAUCACCAACUUCAGCAAGCCCUUCACCUAAUUUGGCAGAAGCAAAAGAGUCCAGAAUACAAGAGACGAGGCAGAACUCUCCCUCUGCUAACAAGGAGAAUGUGAAGCCUAUGGAAUCUUCCUCAGGCAUCAGUAGGCUAGCUAGUAAAGGGCCUCCCAGCAUGACUCCUGACCACAGAAAACAGUUAGACAAUUUAAAAAAAUUCAGUGUAGAUUUUCGGUUGCAGUCUAGCUCAAAUCCAGACCCAGUUUUUGAGACUAUGGUGAGCAAGGCUCCCCGGGACCCUGGAGAGAAACCGAAAGAGCAGGCCACUGACAAGAGCACAACAGACGCAACAGAAUCGUCUAUCUGUGAUGAGGUACCAGUUACUCUGGUGGCCACAGCUGCUGGGAGCAAACCUAGCACCCCAUCUCCCUCUCCCUCUUCAGCUCUUGGCACUGUGUCCGAGCAGAAGCGAGGGCCGGACGUGACAUCUCAGGGUGUCCAGACUUCUUCACCUGCUGUUACUUCUACUUUAAAAUUAGACAAAGAUGACAAGGAGGACAAGAAAGACCCUGUGCCAGAGAGUGUUAGAAAAUCAACCCUCAAUCCAAAUGCCAAGGAGUUCAACCCCAGGCCUUUUUGCUCUCCACCCAAACCAGCUACAACCCCUACUUUGCCACGGCCACAAGGUCAGCCCAGCCCUUCCAUCGUUGUGCAGCAGCCUGCUGUGUAUGGCCAGCAUGUGUGCUUCCCACAGAUGUACCCACUUACUCCAGUCAGUCCAGGAGUUCAGAAAAGCAUUAUCUGGAAGUCUCCUGCAAUGUACCAUGUUCCGGUUCCUCACAUGACUGUGAGCCAAUCCAAGCCCUACAGAACAGGUAAAGUCCCCAACAUGACUCAGCAAAGACCUGACCAGCACCAUCAACCAGGGACAUCUACCAUGAUGCAUCCUAACACGGCUGCAGGCCCCCAUAUAGUGGCCCCAAACCCUGCCUACUCCACCCAGUACUUCACCUGUAGCCCCCAGCAGUUCGCAAGCCAGCCCCUUGUGCAACAGAUGCCCCACUACCAGUCCCAGGCCCAGCAUGUUUUUAGUCCAGUGAUGCAAGGUAGUCCUAGGAUGAUCACUCCACCCACCCACGGACAACCCGGCCUGGUCUCUUCUUCUACCACCCAGUAUGGUGAGCAGACGCACACUAUGUAUGUUUCUGCACCCAUCCAUCAACAGUACCCACACCCCAGCGCCACCCUCCACCCUCACCCCCAGCACCCUCAGCCUUCAGCCACACCCACCGGACAGGCCCAACAGGGGACGCAGCACGGGGGCAGCCACCCUGCUCCCAGCCCUGUUCAGCACUCUCAGCACCAGGCAGCGGCUGCGGCUGCGGCAGCCCAGGCCCUACACCUGGGGAACCCAUCCCAGCAGCAGAUGUACUCUGCCCUGGCUCCCACCCCACCUUCAAUGACACCCGGGCCCAACCCACAGUCACCACAGGCCAGCUUUCCUUCAGCCCAGCAGGCUGUCUACAUUCAUCCUUCGCAGGUUCAGCAUGGAUACAACCCUAACCAUAUGGCUCAUGUGCAACAGGCGCACAUGCAGUCAGGAAUGGUGCCCACCCACCAUGGCACUCCUUCCCAUCCUGUGAUGUUGAUGGCUGCUCAGCCACCUGCCGGACCCCAGCCCCCCAUGCCCCAGGGAACCCUUAAUCCUAUCCCUGUCUCCUCAACCACACACUUCUCCUACAUGGCACACCCUCAAUUACAACCUCACCAUCAGCAGCAGCUGUAGAAGAGGAGGACUGGCUUUAAAAGGAGGCCUGCUCCUCAACCCUUCUGGCCCCACCCAUGACCGACUGUCCAACCAGUCCUUUUCCUUCUCCUUUUCUAAAUAUCCAGUGAGAAGGCCACUAAAACUUCAAUUGUGCUGCACUUCUGCUAUUCUCCACCAAUAAUUAAUGCUAAUGAGCAAAGUUGCAGUGAACAGACGUGGGUUUUUUAACAAGCGUUUUAACAAGACAGGGACUGUUUUCAUGUCAUAACAGCAACGGUAUGAGUGAAAAUCUAAGUCAAGAAACUGGAACUUACAUUUUGUCUGCACCUUCUAAGUUAACAAAAAUUCUUCCAACCUAUUGACAGUAUUAACUUUACUGUUAAAUGCUGCUGCUACUGCUGCGUUCGAGAACUUGGGGUAACGGAAAGCAAAGAAAAAAUAUAUAUACAGUAUAUAUAUAUAUUCUAACCAAACUAAACAAAACGGGAACUUCCAGUGAUGAAAAACAUUUGGCAAAAAAAAAAGGCAGAUUAAUUAUUUAUUUAACUAAUCAAAACAUGAGCCCCAUUACACUUGACCGUUAUAAAACUGUUAAGUUAAGGACUUUUACUUUGUAGAUAAUAUAAAUGAAUAAAAAAAUUUAAAAACAUUAAAAAAAGUUUUAAAAACUGAA
Molecule: messenger RNA, 4474 nt
Organism: Astyanax mexicanus (Mexican tetra)
Lineage: Eukaryota; Metazoa; Chordata; Actinopteri; Characiformes; Acestrorhamphidae
Gene: atxn2
Product: ataxin 2
Exons: 25
Coding region: 523-3819 (1098 amino acids)
Biological process (GO): cytoplasmic stress granule assembly
Cellular component (GO): cytoplasmic stress granule
Molecular function (GO): RNA binding
Source: RefSeq, a predicted model, not a curated record